GUAACAUGAGGUUUCUCAACGUAGAGUCAAAAGUACACACGGGACAUUCGCUCUGACGAAUACAGAUCGAGUCUUACUUCGUUUUCCCAAAUCCUAAGGUUUCAUUCCUUUCGAUUGCCAACCCGAAUCGAUGAUUUGUCUAGUUUGCCUUGCCGUCUGCCUGUUUUUUGACCGACCGUAUAGCGGUUUUGGAGUCGCGGCUGGAGAAACGUACGAUGGCCUUGAGGUGAGGGAGUUCCUAGCGGGGCAAAACGCUGUUCUUGGAUGCGGGAGUGUUGACAAAGAACAUAAUUUCGAAUAUUGGUUACACAUCGUUUCUAAGAAUGCUAUUGGACCUAAAUUUGAUUUUAACAACGUCAAGUAUGGUUACGAGGUGCUCUCAGGAAAUCUUACCAUAAGGAAUACAAAUAGACAUGACGCAGGAUUUUAUACGUGCGUUUCAAAAGGAGUAAAAUCUGAUUCAACGAAAAUAACUACCAUCAAAGUCAGUGUCGUAGGAGACAUAGGUGAUCCGGAAAAGGAGGUAAACUCUUUGAAAAUAAUAUUGGCUAUUUGUAGCCUUAUCCUAUUUUGUUCCUUCAUUUAUGCAGCCUAUAGAGUAUGGAAAGACAGAUACAUGUACCCAAGAUAUUUAGAGCAAUUUGAUGACGAUGAAGACGUAGAAGAAAAUGUAGAAGAAGUAUACCGAGCUCCAAGUACAUCUGGCAUCAUCAAACAAAGCAUUGUUAAAGAAACACCUAAAGAUUAUGAAAGGCCCUUGAUAAGUACAGAUUUUGAAUCUAUUCUUGAUUCUAAAAUGUGAUAAUAAUGAAAUUCAGUUACGAAAAGAGAUUAUCCAGAAAUAACCACUACACUGAGGUUAUCUUAUAGUUUGAAUAGACAUUAUUAUUUCACAAUUUUAUAUUUUGUUUAUUGUAGUGUUAAAACUAGAAUUUAUUGUAAGUUUUAUCUGAGGUGUAGAUAUUAUUAAAUAAAAUUGUUCCUACAGAAGACAUAUUGAGAAUAUUAUCGA
Molecule: messenger RNA, 1012 nt
Organism: Harmonia axyridis
Lineage: Eukaryota; Metazoa; Arthropoda; Insecta; Coleoptera; Coccinellidae
Exons: 4
Coding region: 131-802 (223 amino acids)
Source: RefSeq, a predicted model, not a curated record